AUGGGCGGGGUCCCUUUAUACUUUGGUCAUGGAAAUAGAAGCAAGGAAAUCUGUGACUUCAAUGCACUUGACUCCAAAGAUGUUGAAGAGAAGUACAUCUUUUGUGACUUCAACAGCCAGAUAUCAGUGUUUCAACAGUUGGAUGAAAUGUAUAGAACUGGAGCUGCUGGAGCUAUUUUCAGUUCAGACUCAGGACAAUUUCUCCGACCCUGUGACUUUGACAUGCCAUUCGUGACAGUGAUCCCCAAAGUUGGAGACUUGGUGAAGGAAUAUCUAAUAAAAACCAAAAAUCCAACCGUGAGUAUCGAGUUCGUGAUAAUAUUGUUGGGUACUAAGCCGGCACCUCAGGUGGCGGAUUUUCAUCCCGAGGGCCUGGUCUGA
This is a messenger RNA of Ilex paraguariensis (yerba mate), 381 nucleotides long. Lineage: Eukaryota; Viridiplantae; Streptophyta; Magnoliopsida; Aquifoliales; Aquifoliaceae. The record is from the annotation of a GenBank genome assembly.